Molecule: messenger RNA, 924 nt
Organism: Aspergillus neoniger CBS 115656
Lineage: Eukaryota; Fungi; Ascomycota; Eurotiomycetes; Eurotiales; Aspergillaceae
Exons: 5
Coding region: 1-612 (203 amino acids)
Source: RefSeq, a predicted model, not a curated record
AUGAUCUAUCUCCAGCAAAAUGUAUCUUUGUUCGAUAUCCUAUCUACAGAGCUCCCCAAGCCUCCGGUGCCAUACACUACUGGAUGGAGGUUCACUGCAGAGUCUUAUAAUGUCUCAAUUCCAAUGCUAGUUACCAGAGGCUGUUGCACGAGUAGUGAAAGUGACAAACUAGAAAGAAAUAAAGGAAAUGAUGCUGUUAGCCUGGAAAUACUUAAGCUUUUAAAAAAGGGUGAUGGCUAUAAUUCGCAAGUAUUCACUAAUGGUGCAGAACUUGUUGUAAAGAUAUAUAACCUGCUUUAUUUUAAUAAUAAUAAAGAUUAUCUUAAUCUAUUUCUUUGUAUGGAUAAAUACUACACCCAUGAAGCUAAUAUAUAUAAAGCCCUUGCCAAUUUCCAAGGUCAUGAGUCAUGGAAUAUUCUUAUUAGAUCUGCACUGAAUAAUUUUUUGGGGUAUUAUAUUUCUCCUCUUCUUUGUUGGAAGGAUGCUAAAGCAAAAUUAUAUGCAUUUUCAGAUUGGAUCGAUUGGGACUGGGAUUGUUGGCUGGAGGUAGAGUUUGUAUACACAGUUCCUAGUAUCACACCGCAGAUGAGAGAGCGGUGGUCCGAUGAAUAGGAGUGAUAGGCUUUCCUAGGUGCUGAAAAUAUCUACACGCUGAAGGGCGCCCUGAUAGCUUGCAUGGAGAUUGGAGUAUGCCCAGGGUUUCCUCGAACGCACGUCUAUCUGAAAGAGCAUGGAGCUUCAGAUACAAGAGUCUCUCCAGAUUCUAGGGUCUAAGGUUCGGCGUAGAAAUGCCCCACGAAUCUUGGGGCUUUGUUGCGGGACACUGGCGAAAUAUACCGUUAUGCGCACCCAUGUUAUGUGCAAUAUCAAUGAUCGGCCGAGCGAUCUGAUCAUGGAAAUUGUUGACCAUCAAAAGGAGAUCCC